Molecule: messenger RNA, 4471 nt
Organism: Ceraceosorus guamensis
Lineage: Eukaryota; Fungi; Basidiomycota; Exobasidiomycetes; Ceraceosorales; Ceraceosoraceae
Product: putative ABC transporter
Exons: 2
Coding region: 93-4400 (1435 amino acids)
Biological process (GO): transmembrane transport
Cellular component (GO): membrane
Molecular function (GO): ABC-type transporter activity; ATP binding; ATP hydrolysis activity
Source: RefSeq, a predicted model, not a curated record
GUCACAACCAUGACCUCUCAGCACAGACGACUCCGUGAUUUCUCUCUCUUUCCCAUCGGCAUCCUGCCCACGCUGCCCUGCUCAUCUGGACCAUGUCGAACACGGUGCUGAUGAAGGCGGGCGACGUGCCGCGCUAUCCACCGCGACCACGGUAUCGUCGGGUGCCAUUCCUAUCGACGGAGCCCCGGCCAGUGCUCUCGUCUCUCGACGAUCCAGUCAUGACACCGGAGCUGCACGCGAGUUGGUGGAAUAUUGUCACCUUCUCUUGGCUCAACAAACUGCUCACUGUGGGCUAUACCCGGCCGCUGACCCCUGAGGAUCUGUAUCGGUUGCAGGAUAGCACGCAAGCGUCCGAGUAUGCAGAUCGUCUGGAACGAGCUUGGCAACGACAGUGCUUGAAAGCUCAAGCUGCGAAUGCUGCGAAGGGGCUACCUGAGGUUGGUUCGGAGGCAGACAAGUCGGAAAAAGUGAUGGACGUCGGAGGUGGGACAUCGUCCGGAAACCGCUCCCCACGCUUGCUCUUCUGGAGGCGAAACAAGGCGCCAGAGCCUCAGAAGCCAUCGCUGGCAAUGGCAAUGAACGAGACUGUCCUCGUCUUCUUCUGGACCGGCGGCUUCCUGAAACUGCUGUCUGAUAUAGGCACCAUCACCUCGCCGCUGCUACUUCGUUCCAUCACAGACUUUGUGACUGCUUCGUACAAUAGCAAGCGGCCAGGUGCUCCACCAGCUCCUCACAUCGGCCAAGGCAUCGGUCUUGGCAUCGGACUCUUCCUUGUCCAGCUCAUUAUCGUCUUCUUAAACGUCCAUUCCUUCUAUCGCGGAUUUGGCACGGGAAUCCUUCUGCGGACAGCGCUCAUUCAUGCGAUUUACCGUCGAGCCAUGCGCCUAUCAAAUAGGUCUCGGGUAUCUGGAGGCCUCAGCAAUUCGAAGCUCGUUACACUUAUAUCCGCCGACGUCAGCCGCAUCGACUAUUGCUGUCAAUUCUUCCACAUGGCGUGGACUUCCAUUGUUCAGAUCGCCAUCUGUCUAGCUCUGCAAAUCUACACCUUAGGAUAUUCAGCUUUGCCCGGGUUUGCCUUCGUGCUGCUCCUUUCACCAAGCCAAAGCUUGAUCACAAAGCACUUGUUCUCACUCAGGAAACGCUCCAUGAAGUGGACCGAUGCACGCGUUCGUGCAAUCACCGAGCUCAUGUCUGGUAUCCGCAUCAUCAAAUGCUUUGCUUGGGAGUCACCAUACUUGGAGCGCAUCAAGCAAUUGCGGGCGAACGAACUGUCCUACCUGCGUCGCCGUCUCGGCUGGCGUAGCGCCAACAACGCGCUCGCCUUUGCAGUACCCACUGUCGCUGCAGUGAUCAGCUUCAUCACGUAUACAGCAGUAGGCAAUGAGCUUGAGCCAGGCAAGAUUUUCUCUGCGCUCACCUUCUUCCAGCUGCUCCGUACGCCUCUGCAAUUCUUACCGGUCGCUUGGAACGCCAUCGCGGACGCUACAAAUGCCUGCAGACGCAUCUCUGCUGUCUUCGAGGGCGAGCUUGCGGCUGGAAGCCAUCCGGUAGACGAAAAUCUGCAUCAUGGAUUGGAAAUGUACGAGGCGAGUUUCGAGUGGGAUUCCGCUCCGCCUUCCAGCACGGCUAAUGAUAUUGCGGACAAGGCAAAGGGUCGCGCUGCUGAACCCGAGAAGGCGAGCGCGACGCCGUCAAGGUUGCAGAACAUCACUAUGUACGUGCCACGGGGCAGUCUUGUUGCGAUUGUGGGGCCUAUAGGGUCCGGCAAGAGUAGUUUGAUGAGCGCUUUGGCGGGAGAGAUGAGGCAAACGGGCGGUAGCGUAGUCUUUGGAGGCAGCUUGGGUCUUUGUGCCCAAGUGCCAUGGAUUCUUUCGUCGACCAUUCGGGACAACAUAACUUUUGGUCGUCCCUACGACGAAGUUCGAUACAGACAAGUGGUCCACGACGCCUGUCUACUGCCCGACUUUGCGAUGCUGCCUCAAGGAGAUCAGACCGUUGUGGGAGAGAAAGGCGUGUCUUUAUCUGGCGGCCAAAAGCAGCGUAUCAACAUCGCGCGCGCAGUCUACCACGACGACGACGUUAUCCUCUUCGAUGAUUGCUUCUCGGCGCUAGAUGCGCAUGUCGGUAAAGCCGUCUUCACACAGGUGAUGCAAGGCAGCCUGAGCGGCAAGACUCGCAUCUUGGCGACGCACGCCCUUCAUCUGCUCCCUCACGCCGAUUACAUCAUCACCUUGGAAGGCGGACGAAUCGCAGAGCAGGGCACCUAUGGUCAAUUACUGGGCCACAACGGUCCUUUCUCUCGCUAUGUCGAAAAGUACGGAGGUGCUUUGACUGAAGAAAAGGCACCCGAGCCACACGACCAGGAUGAUGCCAUUGAGGGCAAAUGCGAGAUCGAACCAGAGUCCAACCACGUUGCAGGCCAGGAGGGUCUGGCAUCAGGCAAGCCAGAAUCCUCCGCUCGGGGCAGAGAGGCACCAAAGGCCGUCAUGCAGCUGGAAGAACGCUUCACGGGCUCUGUGAGCAAGAAUACAUACGGCAUCUAUUUGAAGGCCGGCAACAUGCCUCUGUUAUUUCCUUUGUUCUUGUUAGCAAUCCUUGUCUUUGAAGGUUCGACCGUUUUGAGCCCGCUGUGGUUGCUUUGGUGGCAAGAAAAGCAGUACAAUUUGCCACUUGGCGUCUACAUGGGCGUCUACGGUGUCCUCGGCGUUGGCCAAGCGCUCGGGCUUCUGGCAAUGGGUCAAGUCUUUGCGUUCUUCACCUUCUACAGCUCAGCGACGCUCCACCGGCGUGCUUUGCAACGCGUCUGCCACGCGACUUGCUCAUUCUUCGACACGACUCCGCUGGGUCGCAUAACUCAUCGUUUCAGCAAAGACGUCGACGUCAUCGACAAUGUCAUUGGUGACGCCAUCCGAACAUUGCUGGGCGUCGUCGUUCAGGUUGUUGGCUCGAUCGUCCUUAUCGCCUACCUCACGCCUUACUUCCUCAUCGCCGUUGGAGUCAUGGUCCUCCUAUACUUUUGGACCGGCAUCUAUUACCGCACGAGCGCACGCGAACUUCGAAGGUUGGAUGCUGUGCUGCGCAGCAAGAUGUACGAGCAUUUCGCCGAGUCGCUGUCUGGCAUCACUACCAUCCGGGCGUACAACGAGUCUCAGAGCUUCCUUCGCGAAAACGCAAAGCGCAUCGACGUGGAGAACCGCGCGUACUGGCUCUCGAUGGCUUGUCAGAGGUGGCUCUCUGUUCGACUCGAUGGUUUUGGCUCCCUUUUGGUGCUCGCCGUCGCCAUGCUCGCCGUUGGCGCUCGUUUCACUCUAAGCCCUGGUCAAACAGGUGUUGCACUCUCGUUCAUCCUCACUGCUCAGAGUGUCUGGUCCUGGGUCAUUCGACAAAGCGCUGAAGUUGAAAACAACAUGUCCGCCAUAGAGCGCUUAGUCUACUACGCCAACAAUGUCGAGAUGGAGCCUGCUCACAAAGUGCCGGAGCAUGACAGCAAGCUCGCUCCAACAUGGCCAAGUCAAGGCCAAAUUGAAUUCAAGGAGGUCGUCGCGUCCUACCGAGAGGGCUUGCCAGCCGUGCUCAAAGGCGUCUCCUUGCACAUUGCGCCGGGUGAACACAUCGCUGUUUGCGGUCGAACGGGUGCGGGGAAGACUACACUGAUGACGACACUUCUGCGAAUGAUGGAGCUGUCGAGCGGAUCCAUCUUUAUCGACGGAGUCGACAUUUCCAGCUUAGGUCUGGCAGCUUUGAGAAGUCGGAUAUCCAUCAUUCCCCAAGAGCCCUUGAUGUUUGGCGGUUCCUUGAGGCACAAUCUUGAUCCUCUCGGAGAACGUGAUGACGCGACUCUGAACGACGCCUUGCAGCGAGCGUGCUUGCUCAAGCCGAUCGGUCGGACCGAGUCCGCCAGCUCUUCGACGUCCACCAUCAAUGUCGUACAUCAAGGUUCCGGCACAGAUGCGAACGCCCAGAGUCCCACACAUCUCACGCUGGACACUGCCAUCGAAGACGAAGGAGGCAAUCUCAGCCAAGGGCAAAGAGCGCUCAUCUCCAUGGCCCGCGCGCUUGUCCGUCACUCACAGAUCGUAGUGCUAGACGAGGCGACGGCUUCGGUGGACUACUCGACAGACGCCGCCAUCCAACGAACCAUAUCCGUGGACAUGGUUGCCAAGACGGUGCUCACUGUGGCGCAUCGUCUCAACACUGUCAUCUCCUACGACCGCGUCUGUAUCAUGGAUGCCGGUCAAAUAGUCGAGAUCGGCCCGCCACUUGAUUUGUGGGAACGAGGAGCGGAGGAUGGCCACUUCAGGCGAAUGUGCGAUAGUUCCAACAUUGCUAAGAGCGACAUCGAGUCGGCCCAGCGCGAACGUCAAAAUCUUCUCAGUAGUAGCCGCGGCAAGACAUCGUGAUCAUUUCAGGGGCAGUCAGGAUUCGCUACACACUGCAUUUGUAUCAUUACGUCAAGAUUAUUGCUCUUAUC